AAUGAGUUUUAUGAUUGUUGUGCUCGCUUCCUUUUUUGGCGUCCUUGCUCCGCCCAUCGUGGCUCCUUGGUACUGCAGAUAACAAGCCCCAACCCGGAAAUUGCUGGCGAUAGGUUGGUUUAAAAUCGCAAGAAAUUCAAAUCGCAACUGACCGUCGAUGUGCUAGCAGGGUCGCUUUCUUCUUGGCUAUAAACACAAAUUUACUCAGUUGCUGUAUUUCCAGCAAUUUCCACGUAGGGAGUUGGUUAUUUUUAAAUCCGCUCUGUGGAGCCAAAGGCUUUAAAGGAAGACUGGCCUGCAAUGGAUCUGCAUGAAGAAAAAACUGCCGUUUACGAGUUUGAUGCCCCGUCCCAUGUCAUUGACUUUAGUUCUUUGGACACAGAUGACAAUGCUGACAAUUGGUUUGACCAGGUGGCAGGCCCAAAUACAGUGGGCCUGCUCAUUACUCCGAAGGCCGAGAAACCUCUUGGCAGGCCCCGCAGAAUGGACCUCCCUAAGGCUGUGGUGUCUCCCAGAUGUGAAGAUGGCAAUGCUGCCAGAGUUACAGACCAAGGGAGUCCGAAUACGCUGGCAAUACCAAAUGUUGUGACCUCAUGGGGCAAUGCAGGCCCAUCUACGUCAAGUCAAAACCAGAGGAACGGCCCAUCCCGUCAACCACGCAGGGUGUCAAAGCGCUUGGAAGCAGGCAGACGGCAAGGGAAGGGACCCGCUGCUGUGCCUGCCGCACCCCCAACUAAGAAGCCACGCAGGAGCUCGGUGUCCCGGUCCCUGCGCCGCAGUGGGACGACUGGGAGCCAGAGGCCCCGCAGAUCGGCUGUGCCCCCGUCCAGCAUCAGGAGGAACACAAAGCUCAAGAGUUCAGAGCAGCAGGAGGUGGAGCAUAUGCAGGCCCUGCAGAAGGAGGUUGCCGAGCAGCGCAAGAGGAACGACGCCAGCUUCAAGGCAGCUGUGACAGGAAGUCAGCCAGCCAGAAAGCUGGUGCUGUCCACCACGGUUCCGGUGGAGUUCCACUUCCGCACAGACGAGCGGCUGAAGCAGCCAGACGCGGCCCAGGACUCCGCCUACAAAGAGGUGGACUUCAGCUCCCAGCUUCGCAAGCACAUGGCCCCCCCUGCGAAUGGUCCCAGGGGAGCCACAGUGCCCAAGCCCUUCAACCUGUCGGGCCCCGCUAAACGCAAGCGCGUGGAGACUGAGGCCUACGUGUCUGUGGCAGAGCAGAUCGAGCAGUUUCAGAAACGCACGCCGGCCCGCUAUCACCUGCGCAGCCGCCAGAGGGAGGAGAAGGGUCCUUCCCCAGUUUCAAAUAAAAAGCUGAAAAUCACCCACCCCCAAACACCCCAGCUCCUAAAGAGGCCGAAGAGCCGACCCGUGGCAGUGAAAAGCAGUGCUGAGGCAGAGGAGGAGGAGCUGGAGAAGAUCAGACAGUUUAAGUUCAAAGCACUGGAGCUGAACAGGAAGAUCUUGGAAGGAGCGGUGAUGCCCAAGAAGCCCGCUCCUAAAGAGCCCACGCAGACUGAGGCCUUUCACCUGGAGACAGACCGGCGCAUCCAGGAGCGGCAGGCCAGCCGCAAGCCCGAAGAGCCCCAGGACCACACCUUCCACCCCCGGCCCGUCCCCCUGCACAUCCUGGAGGACGUGGUGGGUGUACCACAGAAGAGGGUGCAGAACCCAACCGUCCCAGAAUCCCCUGCUUUCGCUCUAAAGAACCGUGUGCGUGUAGAACACAAAGUGGAGCCGGAGAAGCCGGUCCCGCUGGUGAAGGCGAACCCCGUGCCGUACAUGGGCCUGCCGUUCCUGCCCAAGCUGCCGGAGAAGAACCAGGUGGAGAUGUGCCCCUUCUCCUUCGAUGCCCGUGAACAAGAGCGGCUGGCGCUCAAGGGGAGGAGACUGGAGGAACUACGCAACGAAGAGGUCCCCAAGUUCAAGGCACAGCCGCUGCCGGACUUCAGCGAGGUUCACCUGCCCGCAAAGAAGGUGGCAGUGCCCACCCAGGUGGAGCCCUUCCAGCUCCUGAUAGAUCAGCGCGGAACAGCCAAGAGUGAACGCUGGGUAAGGCAGAAGGAGGAGCUGAAGCAGCAGCAGGACGCAGCUAUGUUCAAGGCCCGACCCAACACGGUCGUCCACAAGGAGCCUUUCCUGCCAAAGAAGGAGAAUCGCUCUAUUGUUGUUACGGAGGGCUUCCAGCUGAACACGGAGCGCCGGGCCAAAGAGCGGCAGGAGUUUGACCAGGCCAUGUGUGAGAAGGAGGCACUGCGGGCACGCAUGGAGGAGGAGAGGAGGAGGGAGGAGGAGGAGAGGGAGCAAGACGAAAUAACCCGCCUCAGACUGGAGCAGGUGCACAAAGCUCAGCCGAUCAGACACUACAAACCACUGGAGCUGAAGAGGGGAGAGGUGCCCUUGACUGUUCCUCAGUCACCCAACUUCUCUGACCGCUUCCGCCUCUGAUCCCACUUCUGACCAACUGCGCCCCCCCCGUCCUAUGUGGUGUUCCCUGACAAUGCUUUCUCCUGCAUUUUAUGCUAGUUUUUUUCCCUCAAUUUUAUUUAUGUAUUCAUUUGUGUUCUUGUUUUUCAUUAAACAGUUUUAUUGAACUA
Anguilla anguilla (European eel) is the source of this 2594-nucleotide messenger RNA. It is a transcript of the gene tpx2, whose product is annotated as TPX2 microtubule nucleation factor. Bases 301 to 2445 code for a protein of 714 amino acids. Gene Ontology annotation, cellular component: spindle; microtubule. Gene Ontology annotation, biological process: regulation of mitotic spindle organization; activation of protein kinase activity. The transcript has 17 exons. The record is from RefSeq and is a predicted model, not a curated record. NCBI's taxonomy places the organism in Eukaryota, Metazoa, Chordata, Actinopteri, Anguilliformes, Anguillidae.